Tuber melanosporum (Perigord truffle) is the source of this 453-nucleotide messenger RNA. RefSeq lists its product as uncharacterized. The record is from RefSeq and is a predicted model, not a curated record. Gene Ontology annotation, biological process: transmembrane transport; nucleobase transport. Gene Ontology annotation, cellular component: plasma membrane. NCBI's taxonomy places the organism in Eukaryota, Fungi, Ascomycota, Pezizomycetes, Pezizales, Tuberaceae. The coding region runs from base 1 to 453 and encodes 150 amino acids. The transcript has 2 exons. Gene Ontology annotation, molecular function: nucleobase transmembrane transporter activity.
AUGGGACCGCUGGCUGGGACCAUUGUUUGCGACUUUUACCUGAUCCGUAAGCGCAAGUUGGAUGUUCGUGAGCUCUACAGAGAUCAUGGAAUCUACUGGUACACUUACGGAGUCAACUGGAGGGCCGUUGUGUCAUUCCUCCUCGGGUUUCUACCCACGCUACCUGGUUUCGCGCACAGUAUCGAGAAGACACUUGAUGUUGGUGGUGCUUGGAAGCUUUAUACAUUCGCAUGGCUCUUCGGAUUUUCUGUGGCGGUUGUGUCGUAUUAUAUUAUUUGCACCUAUAUCUCUCCGCCAACGGAAAGCUUGGUAGAUCUUGCGGUGUUGCCGCCCGGUAAGGUUUAUCCGUCUCUGGGGACUACGCUCGAAGAAGUUCCUAGGGAUGAUAAGGUUGAGGAGAUCGCAGUUGGAGAGAAGGAAAUUGUACUAGAGAGCAGAGACUCACCUGUUUAG